AUGGAGUGCCAGGACUGCAUGGAUCAUUCAUUGUGUAAGUCCAUGUGUGUAAAUGAGGCUUCGAGCUUCGAGCCUUCAGAACAGUGGCAGGCGGGAACUGAGAGGCGCGCUUGCGCGUGGGGGCGCUGUCGUCGCGCUCGAGGCAGUCCCGUGCGCGUCUUCGUGGCCGCAGUACCUGUGCGCGUGUGCAAGCAUCGCCUGACGAACUCCCGAUCACCGAACUCUAUGAACUAA
Messenger RNA from Arctia plantaginis, 234 nucleotides. The record is from the annotation of a GenBank genome assembly. Lineage: Eukaryota; Metazoa; Arthropoda; Insecta; Lepidoptera; Erebidae.